This is a messenger RNA of Leguminivora glycinivorella, 3708 nucleotides long. RefSeq names its product flotillin-1 (gene Flo1). The transcript is spliced from 11 exons. Gene Ontology annotation, cellular component: plasma membrane. The record is from RefSeq and is a predicted model, not a curated record. Gene Ontology annotation, biological process: protein localization to plasma membrane; protein kinase C signaling; positive regulation of cell junction assembly. Bases 144 to 1481 code for a protein of 445 amino acids. NCBI's taxonomy places the organism in Eukaryota, Metazoa, Arthropoda, Insecta, Lepidoptera, Tortricidae.
CUGCUCUGACAUAAAUGUCUAUUCGUUUGCGGCCGCCUCUGGCUACAUUAAAAAGCUAUUUUAGUGUUUUUAAGUUUAAAAACUCGCUCUAUUCGUAAAUAAAUAGUUCUUACAUUUAUAUUAGUUUACAAAUAAUUGACACAAUGACCUGGGGAUUCGUCACUUGUGGUCCUAACGAGGCUCUUGUAGUGUCUGGAUGCUGUUACUCAAAGCCUCUGCUGGUGCCGGGCGGGCGCGCGUUCGUAUGGCCGUCCAUCCAGCGCGUGCAGCGGAUAUCGCUCAACACCAUGACGCUGCAAGUGGAGUCUCCCACUGUCUACACCAGCCAGGGCGUGCCGAUAUCUGUCACUGGGAUUGCGCAGGUCAAAAUACAAGGACAGAACGCCGAGAUGCUGUUGUCAGCAUGCGAGCAGUUUCUGGGCAAGUCGGAGCAGGAGAUACAGCAUAUAGCCCUCGUCACACUGGAAGGUCACCAGCGCGCUAUUAUGGGCUCCAUGACAGUCGAGGAGAUUUACAAGGACAGAAAAAUGUUCUCCAAAAAGGUUUUCGAAGUGGCCUCAAGUGAUUUAAUCAACAUGGGCAUCACAGUUGUUUCCUACACCCUUAAAGACAUAAGAGACGAAGAGGGCUACCUGAAAGCGCUGGGCAUGGCGCGGACGGCGGAGGUGAAGCGCGACGCGCGUAUCGGCGAGGCGGAGGCGCAGGCCGAGGCCAAGAUCAAGGAGGCCAUGGCUGAGGAACAACGCAUGGCCGCGCGCUUCCUCAACGACACGGAGAUCGCGAAGGCGCAGCGGGACUUCGAGCUCAAGAAGGCGGCUUACGAUGUCGAAGUUCAGACUAAAAAGGCCGAAGCAGAAAUGGCCUACGAACUACAAGCGGCCAAGACGAAGCAGCGAAUCAAAGAGGAGCAAAUGCAGAUCGCAGUCGUUGAGCGCACGCAGGAGAUCGCCGUCCAGAAGUGGGAGGUGCAGAGGCGCGAGAAGGAACUAGAGGCAACAGUCCGCAGGCCCGCGGAAGCAGAGAAGUUCAAGCUGGAGAAGCUGGCGGAGGCGCACAAGCUCAAGACCGUGCUGGAGGCCGAGGCUGCUGCCGAGGCCGUCAAAGUGCGGGGAGAGGCUGAAGCAUACGCCAUCAAAGCGAAGGCGGCGGCGGACGCGGAGCAGAUGGCGAAGAAGGCCGAGGCCUGGAAGGAGUACGGCUCCGCGGCCAUGGUCGACAUGAUGCUCGAGACAUUGCCCAAGGUGGCAGCGGAAGUGGCGGCGCCACUGUCGCAGGCGCGCAAGGUGACGAUGGUGUCGUGCGGCGGCGGCGAGGUGGGCGCGGCCAAGCUCACCGGCGAGGUGCUCAGCAUCGUGCAGUGCAUCCCCGAGCUCGUCAAGGGCGUCACCGGCGUCGACAUCUCCAAGGCGGUCGCGGAGCCGCCGACGGUACCCACGCCCACUCCGUCCCAGCGCGGCGACUCCGCGCGGAAGGCGCGAUAACUGACGCUCUCCACGCAACCUUUGUAUGCUCAUCGAGGGUGUGCGCGCUAUGUAAAGGUGCAGGGGUCGACGCACAGCAACAACAGGCAAAAGUAGUUUCGGUUCUAUUUGUUUAUUACCUUGCAUUUUAUUACUAUCAAGAACAGAUAAUUUAUUGUACCUACCUAAGUGCCACUCUCUUGUUUUUGUAAUAUUUGAGUAACUAAUCCGUUUUUAUUUUUAUUUAUUAAUAAAAGGCUAUAUUACAAUAUUUUAUAAGAGUACAUUUGCUUACGUGCUCUAAAAAUAAUAUGUAUUCUUCUAUUCUGGUAUACAACGUUCUAUUGUUAUCUAUCUAUGUCUAUGAUGACUGUCUCGUAAAAACUGUAAUAUAAAGAAUAGUUAAUUCAAAAAAUAGUAACUUUGAUCCCAAGUGAGAGACGUAGUUUUAAAUAUAUGUUUAUAUGGUCAGUAUAGAUAAAUGAUCGAUCUGAAAAUGUAUGUGUUCUGCGGUGUUCUGGCGAGGCACGGAGCGCCCAGUGGAGGCGCGGGCGAGGCGGCGCCGGCGGCGGAGGCGGCGGGUCGAGAAGGUAUAGGCAUAGAACAGGUUGGCUUCUAGAGGGAGCCACACGAGCUGUUUGUCCUAGCGUAAAUUUAAAAUGUUUGACCAAUCGCCUAAAUUUUCCCAAAUUAGAAAAUUACAUGAUAAUGAUUGUUAUACAAAAAAACUAAACCUAUAUUUUUUUAAUUAGCUAAAACUGUCGUUAAGGUAUAUCUAAAUAUUUCGUGUUCAACAAAGAGGAGUUUAGAGGUCCUAGCUGUAAUUUAGUACACUCUUAGAUAUUGAUGUACAUUUUUAAUAUAAUCAAUGUUUUCUACCUUCACGGUAAUCGAAAAGGCAAACCUGCGUUCUGCUUGAAUUCAUGUAUUUUUAUUUGCGCCAACGUAUUACCUGAUUCGGCCUCACCUAGUGUAAUAAAUUUGUAUAUUGUUAUAAGUAAGCAUUAAACAUCACUACUGUCAACUUUAUUUUACUGUCAUUAUGCGAGAAUUGUACUGUAAAAUUUCAAUCUGUGAUUGGGAAUAACUGAUGUAGUGUAAUUUCUGAUGACCGAUUGAAAUUAACGAGCCUGCAGUUAAGUAGUUGUUAAGACUGUUACUUUAACCCUCACGGGGCAAUGCGCAUGUGCGGCUUACCACCACCACCACCACCUGGCCGCUCUCGGGAAUCGAGCUUUAAAAGCUGUAGGGUGAGCGGCACAGAUCUUCGUUGAGGCUCUUUUGGAGAUACGAAUAAACCAUUAGAAAGAAGUCGAAGUCUUCUCCAGAGCGUAUGUGCGUCUAUAAUAUUACUUAUAUGUGAGCAUAGAUACCCUGGAUUCUCUGGAGGGAUGCUUAUUUAUAUGUGCUUUAUCUUUAUCAUAAUACUACAAAUGUAUAGAGAGAUCUGAGUAAUACUUUCAAAAUCCUCUUAAUGAGAUCUUUUAGGUAUUGAAAUAUCGCCACUUGAUACCGGUGUCAGGCUUAAGUAUGUAGGUUCGCGUGUUAACUUUUUAAAGUUCUUUGUAAAAUAUUUUAUUUACCUCGAAGCCGGUUAUCGAACUUUUUUUGAUGCCGGUGCCAUAUUUUUUGUAUUGUUUUUAAUAUUAAAAAUGUUUUAAAUCUUAAUUAGAUUUUAAGCGUGACAUGAUUCUAAAUAUAUUAAAUGUGGGAUGACAUUGAUGUUACUUUAUAAGUUGUCCGAAAUCGUUUGAAAUCAAAGUACAGCACAAAAACUAUGCAUUUAUAUUUUUAUUUAAUUAAAUAUUUUUUUAGUAUCUAACUAAUAAAUGUAAAACAAACAUCACACUGACGGGUUAUGUGUAUAAAAUACAAAUAAAUUUAAUGGUUUUGCAUUUUCUUCGCCUAAGUCUAAUAUUUCUAGUAUAAUAUUUGGUUAUCUUAGGCACAUUUGACAGACGAAGACAUUCAUUAACUAAACUAAGUACAUAUUACAUCUGUUGUAUUAUAUGUCUGUCUGUGCAAUACUAAUACCUCAGUACGUUGUUCUUUGUAUCAGUGUGAUGUAAUGGAAUAAUGCUUAAACUCUGUUAGAAAUAUUAAAAAAUAUUUCAUAAGUAUAAUGUGAAGGCACUUUGAGUGGCAAUGGCACAAUAGAGAUCGAGUUAUGUUUGGUGUGGAUAAAAAUAACAAAAACUAUGUGUAAAGUGGUUUUUAUUCGUGUAUAUUCAUUAAAAAUUGCAGAUAA